Molecule: messenger RNA, 1582 nt
Organism: Paramecium sonneborni
Lineage: Eukaryota; Ciliophora; Oligohymenophorea; Peniculida; Parameciidae
Source: the annotation of a GenBank genome assembly
AUUUAUAUAAAUCUUUUUUCAUCAAAUGAGCAGCGCAUUAUUAGACGAUAUUCCAGAUUUUAAAGAAGAAUAACAACCAAUAAAAGACAAAGAAACAGAGUAAGAGCAAAUAUUGAGAAUCCUAGAAAAUAUGGCAAUUACAAUGUCUCUCAAUUUAAAAACUUUGGACUUAAAGAGGAGCUCUUAAGAGCAGUAAAAGAAGCAGGAUUUGAACAUCCAACAAGAGGUAUAAAAUAAAAUAAUAUAAAUAGUCCAAGCUGAGUCAUUAACAAAUGCUUUGUUAGGGGAAUAAUUGAUCUGCUAAGCAAAGGCUGGUACUGGAAAGACUGCUGUAUUCGUGCUUACAGUGUUAAAUACUAUAAAUACAGAUAGUAAUAAAGUUGAAUGCCUUGUAAUUACACAUACAAGAGAACUAGCCCAAUAAGUAUAUAUAUUUAAUAUUUUAUAUAAUAGGCUCGAGAUGAAUUUUUGAGAUUGGGAAAGUUUAUGAAAAGCGUAAAGGUGGAAUGUUUCUAUGGUGGAGGUGAACCUGUAUCUGUGAAUAUCUAAACUAUUGAAACAGUGAAACCAUAAAUAGUAGUAGGGUAUAAUUAAUUUUUUAAUAUUUAGUACACCCGGACGUCUUAAGGAUUUGAUUUGUGAGAGGAAAGCAUUGAAAGUAGAUAGAUUGAAGUACUUUAUCUUGGAUGAAGCCGAUACAAUGAUUGAAGAUUUGAACAUGAGGUGUUGAUUUUUGGAAAUAAUUAUUUUUAGAAAGGACAUUUAGGACAUCUUCUUAAAGUCACCAUAGGAGAAAUAAUUUAUGGCAUUUAGUGCAACAUUUACAGAAUCAAGUAGAACAUCUUUAAAAAGAUUUAUUGCUGACAAUAAACAUGUAAUAUUUCAUAAUUAAUUUAUUUAUUUAGAUUUAUGAAAUUACUAUUAAACCAGAAUAACUCUUUUUAGACAAAUUAAAGCAAUAUUAUAUGAAAGUUCCAGAAGGACUUAAAUUUCAUUAUUUAAGAUAAAUAUUAAAUACAUGCAAAUUAAAUUAAUGCAUUAUUUUUGUUAAGAGUGCAGAGAAAGCUGAUGCUUUGGUUACAGAACUCAAAAAGAAAGGAGAAGAGUCUGUUAGAUAACUCUAUGGAGGUAAUAGACUAGGUCCUGAUCAUUAAAAAAUGAGAUAAAAAACUUAUGAAUAGUUUAGAAAUGGACAUUUUAGAUUGUUAAUUGCUACUAAUUUAAUGGGAAGAGGUAUUGAUAUUGAUAAAGUUAAUUAUGUUAUCAAUUUUGAUAUGCCUGAUUCUUUAGAAACCUAUUUACAUAGAGUAAGAAUCUCAAAUUUAGAAUAUUAGGUAGGAAGAGCAGGAAGAUAAGAAACUAAUGGAGUAGCCAUUUCAUUCGUUAAAUCAGAAGAAGAAAGUGGAGAUGCUAAAAAAUAAACUGAUGAAGAAGUAAAUUAUUAAUCUUAAUUAUUAGGUUUUAUAACAAAUCCUUAAAUAAUAUCCUGAUAAAGUAUAAUAGUUGCCUUAAGAUUUGUCUACAUUGGAUAAAUUCUGAUAAUGAUAGUAUUAAAUAAUAUAAAAAAAUAGUAAAUUCAUCU